AUGGUGGAUUUUGAGUUAUUGAGAAGGGAAAAAAGAAGGAAGAAGGUUUUGCGAAAGUUCUUCGAAUUGGAUGUUGUUCCAAACGAUCCCGAUUUCAAUACAGAAGGGUUGGCAGAUGGUUUUGAUGUGGAUAACUGUAGCUAUCCGUCUAGAGUAAUUAAAUCUACUUGGGGAGAUGAUUAUGACAUCGCUCUUUACAGUAGGCUUGGACUUCACUGCUACAAUUUUCAGAAGGGAACAAACUUCAAGUUUGUGCGCUGGGAAAAGUUUGAUGUUAAAUCUACUGCAGACGUCCACUUCUACGUAACUUUGGACGCCAAGGAUCCUGCCUCUGACUCGGUCUUCUCUUUUCAGACCUUAUUAUGCGAAGAUUCUUCUCCACACUGUCUCGUUAUGUGGAGUACCUUAGUCUGCAGAAUCAAAUGUGACGACGCUGUGGAUGAAGAUUGGGACGAUAAGGCAGUGCAAGAAUCAGAGUUGCAAGAGAAUGACUGGCUACAUCUAUUCACCGAAAUUGCGUUCUACUCAAAAACAAAGAAAGCGUUGACUGCUCCCCCACCCUUGGAGAUCGUGAAGGUGGUUGUAGUAACUAACACAGAAGAUGGCCAUGAGAAGCUGAAGGCCCAAAAUGCAAUCUUCUACAUAAGUUACAAGUAUAAUGAUGUGAUCUUCAGGAUCUCAACUCACCCUCAUGAUGCUGUUUUUGGUGUAAACUUUUGUUUAUUUUUAUCUUGCUUUGUUCAGUUCUUGCCAUUAAACGUACCAGAAAGAAACAGAGACAAAGCGCAGAAGCAGUAUAUAAACACAAAAGGUGUCUCUGAGAGUUGGAGUAAGAAAGAAGCAAUAAUGUGUUUGGAGUUUGUGUAUCACGAGGAGAAGACAGAGCUUGGUCGGCAACAAGCACCGGGUGUGUGUCCGUAUUGCGGCGGAAAAGUGGCGGCGGUAGAUAUUGAGACGAAGUGGUUGUUCUGUUUCUUGCCACUUUGUUUCAAGGUCAAACGCAAGUACUCUUGUUCCUCCUGUGAUCGUCGUCUCGUCUUGUAUUAUUGAAAGAAACAGAGCAAAUGAAGAGAUAAUAUAUUUAUUUUUAUUUAUUUGUUGGUUUUCCUACUCUCAAUGUUGAGGUUUUUGGAGAUCUUCCCUUGUAAUUUCUGAUUUGCUAUAAACACCCAUCUUGGUGGUGACAUUGGUUAAGUUCUUGUGGGUUUUAAUGUAAAUAAUUGCGUUGGUCUUGUUUCGCUUAUUACAUGAGUUCAAUUCAGUUUUGUCUAAAUAAUUUCUUUGUCAUUCUUAGCUAAAUUCCG
Molecule: messenger RNA, 1304 nt
Organism: Eruca vesicaria subsp. sativa (arugula)
Lineage: Eukaryota; Viridiplantae; Streptophyta; Magnoliopsida; Brassicales; Brassicaceae
Source: the annotation of a GenBank genome assembly